Messenger RNA from Nothoprocta perdicaria, 2137 nucleotides. RefSeq names its product arginyl-tRNA synthetase (gene RARS1). Lineage: Eukaryota; Metazoa; Chordata; Aves; Tinamiformes; Tinamidae. Gene Ontology annotation, molecular function: ATP binding; arginine-tRNA ligase activity. The transcript is spliced from 16 exons. Gene Ontology annotation, cellular component: cytoplasm. Gene Ontology annotation, biological process: arginyl-tRNA aminoacylation. Bases 1 to 1989 code for a protein of 662 amino acids. The record is from RefSeq and is a predicted model, not a curated record.
AUGGAGGCGCGCGUGGCGCAGGCGGUGGCGCGGCUGGCGCGGCAGGAAAACGAAAUCAAGUGCUUAACUGCUGAAAUUGAGCGCCUGAAGAACUUUGGGUGCUUGGGAGUCUCUCCGAGCCUGGAAGGAUUACGAGACGAGAACGCCAAGCUGAAAUAUCGGCUCAAUUUUCUCCGAAAGAGCCUUCAAGAGGAGAGAAGUAAAGCAGUGAAAAGCAGCAUGAUCAACAUCAACAGCUGUCUUCAAGAGCUCUUCGGAGCUGCCAUUCAGGCUGCCUACCCGGACCUGGAAAACCCCCCGCUCGUGGUGACGACCAGCCAGCAGCCCAAAUUCGGGGAUUACCAGUGUAACAGCGCCAUGGGCAUCGCCCAGAUACUGCUCAAGAGGAUGGAACAGAAGAUCAGCCCCCGAGAAAUCGCUGAGAAAAUUGUGCAAAAUAUUCCCAGCAACGAAUGCAUUGAGAAGGUUGAAAUCGCCGGUCCCGGUUUCAUCAAYGUCCACCUGAGGAAAGACUUUGUGUCGAGGCAGCUGAGCAGUUUGCUGGUGAAUGGCGUGCAGCCCCCUGCGGUGGGCAGGAGGAGAAAGGUGAUAGUGGAUUUCUCGUCCCCGAACAUUGCCAAGGAGAUGCAUGUUGGGCACCUGCGCUCCACCAUCAUUGGGGAGAGUAUGUGCCGCCUGUUCGAGUUCGUAGGUCACGAUGUGUUGAGGUUAAACCAUUUGGGAGACUGGGGCACCCAGUUUGGAAUGCUCAUCGCUCACCUCCAAGACAAAUUUCCAGACUACUUGACGGUCUCUCCUCCCAUCGGGGAUCUCCAAGCUUUCUACAAGGAAUCCAAGAGGCGAUUUGACACCGAGGAGGACUUUAAGAAGCGGGCCUACCAGUGCGUGGUGAUGCUGCAGAGCAAAAACCCGGACUUCCUUAAAGCCUGGAACCUSAUCUGCGAUGUGUCUCGGAAAGAGUUUCAGAAGAUCUACAAGUGCUUGGACAUUACCCUCGUCGAGAGAGGGGAAUCGUUUUACCAGGACAUGAUGAAAGACAUCGUGCAGGAAUUUGAAGAGAAAGGAUUCGUCCAGGUGGAYGACGGGCGGAAGAUCGUGUUCGUCCCGGGCUGCUCGGUCCCAUUGACCAUUAUGAAGUCAGAUGGUGGCUACACGUAUGACACGUCGGACCUGGCCGCCCUGCGGCACCGGCUCUUCGAGGAGAAGGCGGAUAUCCUCAUCUACGUGGUGGACAGUGGCCAGUCAGUGCACCUCCAGACAGUGUUUGCAGCGGGCCGGAUGAUUGGCUGGUAUGAUCCCAAAGUGACCAGAGUGGCCCACGCCGCGUUCGGCGUCGUGCUGGGAGAGGACAAGAAGAAGUUCAGGACCCGCUCUGGGGAUACAGUGCGGCUCAUGGAUCUGCUGGAUGAGGGGCUCAAUCGUGCCAUGGAGAAGCUCAAAGACAAGGAACGGGACAAGGUCCUGAGCGAGGAGGAACUGCGGGCUGCCCAGACUGCUGUGGCUUUUGGGUGUAUCAAAUAUGCAGAUCUCUCCCACAACAGACUCAAUGAUUACGUGUUCUCCUUUGACAAGAUGCUGGAUGACCGAGGCAACACAGCUGCAUACUUGCUGUAUGCCUUCACGCGCAUCAGAUCCAUUGCGCGUUUGGCUACUGUGGAUGAGCAGCAGCUUCAGAAGGCAGCUCGGGAGGAGGUGGUUGUCCUUGAGCAUGAGAAGGAGUGGAAACUGGGCAAGUGCAUCCUGCGCUUCCCUGAGGUUUUGCAGAAGAUCCUGGAUGACUUGUUGCUGCAUACCCUGUGUGACUACCUGUAUGAGCUGGCCACCACGUUCACUGAGUUCUAUGACAACUGCUACUGUGUGGAGAAGGAUAGACAGAGUGGUGUGGUUGUGAAGGUCAACAUGUGGCGCCUGUUGCUGUGUGAGGCCACUGCUGUGGUGAUGGCCAAAGGGUUUGACAUUCUGGGCAUCAAACCUGUGGAGAGGAUGUGAAGAUGGCUUGGAAAAUAAACUGAAAAGAACUUUUGGGGGCACUUCAUUGGGCACGCGUUUCCUCUCGGCCUGCUGGUGGCCAGCACUGAAAAGAGGUUGCCCCCAUGGAUGUAUCGACCCAGCCUUAUGAUGUCUCCACUCAGCCUUU